Molecule: messenger RNA, 1286 nt
Organism: Heterotrigona itama
Lineage: Eukaryota; Metazoa; Arthropoda; Insecta; Hymenoptera; Apidae
Source: the annotation of a GenBank genome assembly
AUGAAAGAAACAAAAGUGACUGAAGGAACAAAAGAGAGUUAAAGAUCUGCGUUCAGUUUGAUUUAAAGUGAAAAUAAAUCCACGAGGUGGUAAAGUGGUGUAAGAUUGGAGUGGAGUUAAAGAGAAACGUGUUACGUUUAUUUUUCAGGGCAGACACAUAUCCCUGGAUUGGCGCGAGUUCCCGCACUGCCCCGGGUUCCUGGACUGGCGCGAGGGACCUUUUCCGACGCAUCAAGUCCGUUCACUCCCUACCUACGGGAAUCAGAACCGUACAGGAGGAAUAAGCAUCACGUCGGCAACAACGUCACCGCGAAUUCGGUUAGUGGUGCCUGUACCAACCCCAACAACACCGAUCCGACCGCAUCGCCUGCUUCCAGUACACACCUCGGAGCUAAUAGUGGCUCCUCGGCUCAUCAAGAUUGCUACAAACACAGUCCUCAGCAUGGUGGUGAGUCUUACAUCUUCUGCUCUAGCUUUCGUGCUUCUUUCUCAACGUUAUAACAGCAGACUAAUUUUAUAUAUAUAUAUAGUGAUAUGACUAAUUUUUGGUACAUUAUGUUGGCCGUGUGUAGACUGUAAAACAAUAAAUUUAUGGAAAAAUGAAAGCAGUGAAAAACAUUCAGUUUAUACAUAUACUAAGUAUCUAGGUACAUAGGUAUAUAGUUGGCAGUAUAAUUUUCAGGUCAAGAAUUAGUAAAAUAUCGUUUGGAUUAUUGAAGAAUUCAACAUCUUCAUAUAUAUAAUACUUAUAUAUCUACUAAGAAAUUGAUGCUCUUGACGUUGGUAUAACAUAGUACAUAUUAAGCUUCUGCAACUUUGAUUUUCUUCCUUGUAUGUUUCAAGGAUUGAUUGAGACAGAGGUAUUGGACAGUUUUCUCCUAUUUCUCGUUACAAUGUUACACAGGUUGCAGAUAUAAACGAAACGGAUCGAUUCGAAUCAGAAUGUCCAAGCUACGUGGCUGAUUAAUUAACAGAGCCACUUGCACAAUUACAGUAAUAUUGUUAGUGAAAUUUUAUGAGUCACGAGUUAAUACAUCCUGUUGUAUAAUAGUAACAAGUCUGUUAAUAGAACGAAUGGAAUUUCAUACUUAAUUACAUAAAUGAAAAGUCAUUUGGUCCCGUCCAUCCUCAUGCGAAAUUACAAACUGUAAAUGAGAAGUCUGCGCAAUUGUACCCUAUCAAUUCAUUAAUAUCGUUAGCUAGUUAAUUAAUAACGUUACAAGUUGUAGAUUAUAAAUUUCUCAUUUACAGUUUCACGUAAAACUGGAUUGAAUAGAUUGAAAUAA